CCACGUGGAAGAAAUAUGACCUUUACUGACAAUUUCAUACGUAGUAAGUGAAAGACUGAUUCUUGCCCAGAAAGACGAGCUGCUAGUUACACUGAAAAGAUCAACAAGGUUCUUUCAUGGCUUCCUUGCUCUCCCCAGGUACUUCAACUAUCUUCAACCAAAAUCACCCAAAACCCAUUUCUUUCUCCCCAUUAAAACCCACAUCAACUUCCCUUUUCCUGUUCCCCCUUUCCAAGAGAAAACCCCUCUCUUUCAAUGCAUUCUUUGACGACAUUUCAGAUCGUCUCACAGUCAUCUCCUCAGAUUUACCCAUUUCUCUGUCUAAACUACCCGGGUACACCCAAUUUCUUAGUGUGACCGAGGAACUGCCCGAAGGGCAGAAAUGGGGUUUACUCUUUUUUUCUGGAAUGACCUGGAUAUACUUGACUGCCAGGCCAGGUGUGCUCAUAGGCGCCAUUGAUGCGUACAUUCUUGCCCCUCUGCAAGCUGGUAUUGACAGUUUGAGUGGGGUGAGGAGACUGAAGAUGAGUGAUUUCGUGGUUGGGGACAGAAUAGGGGAGGGUUCAUUUGGUGUUGUGUAUUCUGGUCUGGUUGCUCCAAAGAAUGUAACCAUUGAUGAAAGAGUCAAGAAAAGAGGAGGUCAAAGGGCUUUGACUAUUGAUUCAAGUUUUAAACAAAAGGUUGUCCUUAAGAAGGUAGGUAAAACUUGGGGUUCAAGGUGCGGUUGAAUGUGGUGAGUUUGAAGAAUGGUUCAAUUACAGGCUGUCAAGAGCUGCACCAGAGACAUGUGCCAAGUUUCUUGGAAGCUUUAUUGCUGAGAAAACCAAUUCAAAGUUCACUAAGGGUGAGAAAUGGCUUGUCUGGAGAUUUGAGGGAAAUGAGGACUUGGCUGAUUACAUGAAGGACCGUACCUUCCCUUUGAACUUAGAGUCUGCAAUGUUUGGCCGUGUGUUACAAGGGAUGGAAUCCAUCAAGCGCAAUGCACUAAUAAUCAAGCAGAUUAUGAGACAGAUUAUUACUUGUCUGAAAAAGAUCCAUGACACGGGGAUAGUCCAUCGGGAUGUGAAACCAUCCAACUUGGUAGUAACGAAAAGGGGACAAAUCAAGCUCAUAGAUUUCGGAGCAGCCACAGAUCUACGGAUUGGGAAAAACUAUGUUCCGAACCGAGGCCUUCUCGAUCCCGAUUAUUGCCCUCCUGAACUGUAUGUAAUGCCUGAAGAAACCCCCAAACCUCCACCAGAGCCUAUUGCUGCUCUUCUCUCCCCAUUUUUAUGGCAGCUGAACAGUCCAGACCUUUUUGACAUGUAUUCUGCUGGGAUAGUUCUCCUGCAAAUGGCUAUACCGAGCUUCAGGUCCCCGACAGGUCUGAAAAGGUUCAAUAUGGAGUUGAGACAAGCGGGAUACGAGUUAAACACGUGGAGGGAAAGGAGCAGGUCAAGGCAUGAUUUAAGCAUUCUUGAUCUAGACUCCGGAAGAGGGUGGGAUCUUGCCACUAAGCUCAUUUCGGAGAGGGGUCCGCUGAGAAGAGGACGGCUGUCUGCUUCGGCUGCUUUGAGGCAUCCUUACUUCUUGCUAGGUGGUGAUCAAGCAGUCGCCUUCCUUUCCAAAUUUGGCAUCACUAAGUAGACACUUCCAACAUGAGGAGUGAAAAAAAUCUUAGACAUGUAAAUUUUCACUUAUGUAAAGCGUUUUGUUCAUAUUAUGAGUCUAUGACCAUCAAUACGACUUCGCAUUGUAGUUUUGAGUCUCUCGGCCAAGGGCAAUAAGACAUCUUUAUAGGAAGAAUAUUACGGAGUAUAUCAAAAGCGAGGUUAACAUUUGUGUCAUGAUUAAGUGGUUUUAUAAACAAUUAGUUUACUUUGUGU
Messenger RNA from Cuscuta epithymum, 1865 nucleotides. The record is from the annotation of a GenBank genome assembly. NCBI's taxonomy places the organism in Eukaryota, Viridiplantae, Streptophyta, Magnoliopsida, Solanales, Convolvulaceae.